AUGACUCGAAAACCAGUGCUAAUGGAACAUGAAACCAAAUUAGUGGAGGAAAACGCUUAUAAGAGAAAUCGAAGCUCUCAAAUAGGUAAGAUACUCACAUACAUUCCUCCAGAUCCGCAUGGAGAUACAAUUGUAGUGACGAUUGUAGAUGAAGAUAUUAAGGAACAUCAGAGCUAUUGGAGCAAUUCACUCAUUGGCUAUGUUGCGGGUGAAAAUCCUUAUUUCAAAUCUAUGGAGAAUUAUGUUGAUAAUGUGUGGGAUUUUGUUAAUAAAUCAAAAAUCUUAUGUCAUGUUGACGGCUAUUACAUAUUUAGAUUUGAUUCGAUGGACGAUAGGGAUAGAGUCAUACAAUUAGGUCCCUAUACUUUUCAUUACAAGUCGUUCAUUUUGAUGAAUUGGUCGAUUGACUUUGUUUUUGACCUAGAGUGUUUGAAUGUGAUUCCACUAUGGGUAAGAUUUCCAAACUUAACAGUUGGAUAUUGGUCUACUGAGGUUCUGAGUAAACUGGCUAGUGUAGUGGGCAAGCCUAUGUACACUGAUCUGUAUACUAUUGAGAUGGAUCGUAUCUCCUUUGCCAGAGUCCUAGUAGAAGCAGACAGUUCCCAUCCCUUGCCGAGUGAUAUUGAGCUACACACUCCAGUAGGAAUUAUUCAUCAGAGCGUUGAAUAUGACUGA
Molecule: messenger RNA, 675 nt
Organism: Nicotiana tabacum (common tobacco)
Lineage: Eukaryota; Viridiplantae; Streptophyta; Magnoliopsida; Solanales; Solanaceae
Source: RefSeq, a predicted model, not a curated record